Astyanax mexicanus (Mexican tetra) is the source of this 4116-nucleotide messenger RNA. Its product is annotated as RNA-binding motif, single-stranded-interacting protein 3. Bases 572 to 1804 code for a protein of 410 amino acids. Gene Ontology annotation, cellular component: ribonucleoprotein complex; cytosol; nucleus. The record is from RefSeq and is a predicted model, not a curated record. Gene Ontology annotation, molecular function: mRNA 3'-UTR binding; poly(U) RNA binding; poly(A) binding. Lineage: Eukaryota; Metazoa; Chordata; Actinopteri; Characiformes; Acestrorhamphidae. The transcript has 14 exons.
AUAUCAAACCACUACCUGUAUCAGACAGCCGAUACAGACACGUGUGUAUGUGUGUGUGAGUGUGUGUGUGUGUGUGUGAGUGUGAGAGAGAGAGCAGCACUGGUUGGUGAGAUCGCUUUAAUAGAGUAGUGAAUUUUUCUCCUCCCCCUUUCUCUUUCUCUCUCUCCCUCCUCAGUGGCUUCUCAGCCACCUGCACUCGUCCUCUCUCUUCUCUCCCUUUCUUUCUCCCUCUCUCUCUCUCUUCCUCCUUUUCUCUCCCUCCACCACUUACCCUCUACCUCCCUCUCUUCCUCUCUCUCUCUUUCUCUCUCUCUCUCUCUCUCUCUCUCUCUCUAUCUCUCUCUUUCUGUGGACGGGACAUCGUCUUUCCCCCUCGUUUUCUUCUCUUCUUCUUCUCUGGUGGUUUGGGAAUAUCUCUGGCAGCCAGUUCAUCCACGAGGCUCAUUCUCUUCCAGAACGGACUCUCAUCCCUCCGUUUCUCCGUUUUCCCAUCCCUCAAUCCUUCAAUCCCUCGUUCCCUCCCUCUUCUCGGGCACACAGCGGAUUUGUGUGGAUUUUACAGUGAAGCUUCAUGGGAAAACGACUGGAACAGCAGCAGUCAAUGUACCAGUACACCUACUACUACCCUCACUACCUCCAGACCAAGCACUCAUAUGCUCCGCCCCCACAUCCGAUGGCCCCGCCCAGUCCAGGCAGCACUAGCUGCAGCCAGAAUGGAGCAGAGCAGCUCAGUAAAACCAACCUCUACAUCCGGGGCCUUUCACCAGCCACCACUGACCAGGACCUCAUCAAACUAUGCCAACCGUUUGGGAAGAUUGUAUCGACGAAGGCCAUCCUGGACAAGAACACCAACCAGUGUAAAGGUUAUGGGUUUGUAGAUUUCGACAGUCCUGCUGCUGCUCAGAAAGCCGUAUCAUCCCUCAAAGCUACUGGAGUUCAGGCACAGAUGGCCAAGCAGGAGCAGGACCCCACUAAUCUGUAUAUCUCUAAUCUGCCGGUGGGGAUGGAUGAGCAGGAUCUGGAGGGGAUGCUGAAGCCGUUUGGUCAUGUGAUCUCCACACGGAUCCUGCGGGACGCUAACGGGGUCAGUCGAGGAGUCGGAUUCGCCAGGAUGGAGUCUACGGAAAAGUGUGAAGUAGUUAUUCAGCAUUUUAAUGGCAAAUAUCUGAAAACACCACCAGCAAUUCCAGCCCCUCCAGAGCCGUUGUUGUGUAAGUUUGCUGAUGGAGGACAAAAGAAGAAACAGACUCAGACCAAAUACUCACACAGCAGAGCGUGGAGCAGAGAUGGAGAGACCGGAGUGACAUUAACAUACGAUCCUGCAACUAUGCAGAAUGGGUUUUAUUCUUCUCCAUACAGUUUUUCUUCUAACAGAAUGAUCGCCCAAACCUCCAUCACGCCUUUCAUCACUGCCUCACCCGUCUCCACAUAUCAGGUCCAGAGCACAUCAUGGAUGCCCCAUCAGCAGUACGUUAUGCAACCGACUGGAACAGUGAUCACUCCAUCAUUGGAGCACAGCACUGUCUCCAUGCAGCCUGCACACUUGAUAUCUCCUCUAACACAGCAGAUGAACCACUUAACACUGGGCUCUACCGCUAGUUAUAUGACGACUGCAGCCACUGUGGCUCCUAUGCAAGGAACAUACAUUCCACAAUACACUCCAGUGCCUCCAUCUGCUGUAUCUGUAGAGGGCGUGGUGACAGACACAUCAUCACAGACAUCACAGGAUAUCAACACACCACAGCAACAGAUCACCGUGGAGACCAGCGACCACCUCCCACCAUACUCCUACCAGUCUAAAUAGCGUGUGGAGCAGGGGAAUGUACCGGCCACAGAGUUGCCUUUCCUGGGCGUCAGAGCCGAGACCAACUGGACUGGUUUCCAGUUCAUGAACUCAGACAAAGCAGGACUACGGAGGAAAUGGGGGCGGAGUCUGUGUUUCAUCAUGUGACCACAUCGUCGGAUUGAGCUGGAGUUUUUAUAAAAACUAAAAUAAAAAUAAUAUUGCAAAAAAUGAUAAAAAUGUUGUACACAGUAGAUGAAGCUUAUUUUUUAAACUUAGUAGAAAAAGUUAAAAGUUAAAACAGAUUAAACGUCUUCCUCAGAAAUGAAGCUACACUCACUUUUAACUCGUCUUACGUUGCUUACAGUUCUGGUUUUAUAGAGAUUUACGAUUUAAAAAACUGUUUUCUCGUCUUUGUUGCCUUAAUUUUGAAGGUUACAGCUGUUUUUAGUUCGGCCUGGUUGUGUCGUGUUCUAUUGUUCUUCACUAAAAGAGAGAUUAAAACAGAUCCGAGAGAAAUUACAUCUUAAAAACGCUGUACAGAUUUAUCAGAGGAUUUCUCCUCUUUAUCUGAAGAAAACGUUGGACGCUGUGAUGUGAUGAUGAUGUUGUGAUUGAAUGUUAAGGAGGAAGAAGACUCUCAUUCGGGACUGCAGUAUGUCUGUGCUUCAAUGAGAUUUUAAAAAUGAUUUUAAGUGGUUUCUUUUUACUUUUAGGGGAAAAAUGCUGCAAUAUAUAUAUUUUUUUUAUUUCGUUGUCUUUACAAUGAUAUUUUUGUUGUUUCACUGUAUGAAAUUGUCUUUUAUUUUUUAGCUUGCUUAGCUUAAAAUACUCCAUAACAAAAGAGAAGGUAGGAAAUAUCCAGUAUGUAUUAAAAACUUGACCAAAAUCAGUAGUACAUGUACAAAAGUGGAGAGUGGAGCACAAACUAACUCUAACCAGGAUAAAGUACAGCUUCUAAACAUGGUGGAGGUAGUUACAUUAUCUAUAACUCACAGUGAGAGCUAACCAGGAUAAAGUACAGCUUCUAAACAUGGUGGAGGUAGUUACAUUAUCUACAACUCACAGUGAGAGCUAGCCAGGAUAAAGUACAGCUUCUAAACAUGGUGGAGUUAGUUACAUUAUCUAUAACUCACAGUGAGAGCUAACCAGGAUAAAGUACAGCUUCUAAACAUGGUGGAGGUAGUUACAUUAUCUAUAACUCACAGUGAGAGCUAGCCAGGAUAAAGUACAGCUUCUAAACAUGGUGGAGGUAGUUACAUUAUCUAUAACUCACAGUGAGAGAUAACCAGGAUAAAGUACAGCUUCUAAACAUGUUCUGAUUCCUCCCCAAGACUACGGUUGGUCUUAAUUGCAACUUUAAUUGUUUGAUUGGUUCUAAUGUCCAUCUCUUUAGUUCUAAAACCUAACCCAUUACUUCGAUUGGUUUUAGUCUUCAUCAUAUCUGUUCUGAGACCUCCCCAACACUGCGAUUGGUUCAAACUGUUACCAUGUUUGUUAUGAUUGAUUUUCUCCUUGAUUUUAAUUGGUCCUAUUGAUCAUUUGGUUGUUUUUUAAGUCAUUUUCUUUACCAUAAUUGGUCCUAAUCUCGACCAUGUUUCUUGUAAGAGCUCCUCAUGGCAGUAAUUGGUCUAAAUUGUUAUUUGUUCAAGUACAACUGGUUAAUUUUUAGAGGCUUUCCAGGACAGCAACUGGUCUAAAUUUCCACCAUGUUUCUACUUAUUUUUUGCUUUUAUUGAGACAUGUUUAUUUUCAACUGCUGCAUUUGUAAAAAAGAAUUUUAUUUCUAAUUUUCUCCCGUUUUAUCUGGCCAAAUGUACCACCCAUUCAGCUCGCUGCACUCGGUUCUGAUACAUCAGCUCACAGACGCAGCCUUGUGCUGAUCCACAUCACCCUAGGAGUGAUGAGGGGAAAGAGAGAGCGCCAUCUACUGUACCCACGCAGAGAGAGAGCAAGACCAACUGUGCUCUCUCAGGGCUCCAGCAGCUGAUGGCAAGCUGCAAAUAGCUAUUUUAUUAAACGCGAGGUGACGAAACUCAGAGAUGUGCAUCCGGGCGGGACUAAAAUUACUAGAGGACCUCGAUUACAGGAGUUCAGCGAAAAACAGUAGAUAAUUCAGCCUGUAAUUUUUAGUUUUUUUAUCUCAGAGGACGUCUAAGAAAAACACAUACAUGGAAAUAAAAUCAGUGAGAUUAUAAAAUCACCCCCUGAGAUCAUUAAAGAGAAAAUUACAGUAAACCUUGUAUUUAUAAUGCCUUAUGAAUGCAUUCAUAGUGCAUUAUAUGACAUGCAUAAUACCUUAUAAUGACUGUAAUAAGCCUGUAUAAUAACUU